AUGGGAAAAAUGGCAAAACCCAUAUGUAAAACGCCCUCACCAAAGAGUGAGAGCGUGUGCUAUACACGGAUCUAUCUAUCUAUCUAUCUAUCUAUCUAUCUAUCUCAGGCGUUUAAUUAUCUAUCUAUCUAUCUAUCUAUCUAUCUAUCUCAGGCGUUUAAUUAUCUAUCUAUCUAUCUAUCUAUCUAUCUAUCUAUCUAUCUAUCUCAGGCGCUUCAUUAUCUAUCUAUCUAUCUAUCUAUCUAUCUCAGUCUCUUUACUAUCUAUCCAUCUAUCUAUCACAGGCGCUUCAUUAUCUAUCUAUCUAUCUAUCUAUCUAUCUAUCUAUCUCAGGCGUUUAUCUAUCUAUCUAUCUAUCUAUCUAUCUAUCUAUCUCAGUCUCUUUACUAUCUAUCUAUCUAUCUAUCUAUCUAUCUAUCUAUCUCAGACUUGUUACUAUCUAUCUAUCUAUCUAUCUAUCUAUCUAUCUAUCUAUCUAUCACAGGCGCUCCAUUAUCUAUCUAUCUAUCUAUCUAUCUAUCUAUCUAUCUAUCUAUCUAUCCCAGUCUCUUUACUAUCUAUCUAUCUACCUAUCUACAGAAAGUCGUGCGACACAAAAAAUUUCUCUUUGAUAUUUGUGAAUCUUUGCUUAAAACGGUGCAAGAUGAAAUUGAGUUAAAAAUUCUCAGGAGAAAUUAG
Molecule: messenger RNA, 678 nt
Organism: Acanthosepion pharaonis
Lineage: Eukaryota; Metazoa; Mollusca; Cephalopoda; Sepiida; Sepiidae
Source: the annotation of a GenBank genome assembly